Molecule: messenger RNA, 918 nt
Organism: Linum trigynum
Lineage: Eukaryota; Viridiplantae; Streptophyta; Magnoliopsida; Malpighiales; Linaceae
Source: the annotation of a GenBank genome assembly
AUGGGGAUCGACCCGGUGACUCACAAGCCGAAGAACGACGCCCUCCUCACCACCCAAGCCGGCUCCCACUACUCCAACAACUCCAAGAGCGCCGCCAACCUCAGCCACAUGGCUCAGUGGGAGAGCGCUCGCCUCGAAGCCGAAGCCCGCCUCGUCCGCCAGUCCAAGCUCCGCUCCCACUCCUUGCUCGCCACCUUGGCAGCAGCAGCCGGUUCCACCUCAUCAGCAACCGCCACGUCACUCAGCAGUAUCAACGUCCACGUGGACCUAGAGUCUCCCACGUCAACUCUCUCCACCACCGCAUUGCCGGGGAAUCCGAUUAUUAGUAGUAGUCAUGAUCAUCAUGAAGAUGAUCGUUCUCCGUCAAUCCCGCACAUGUUCGAGUUCAUCAAGGACAUAUCUCAUCAUCAACAUGACGAUGAUGAGAGUGAUGACUGGACAGUGUGCCAGCUGGCAGCUGAUCAUCAUUCGUCAAUAAAUGAUCAUAAUCAUCAUCAUCACAUUGCUGUUGCUAGUGGAGGUACGAUUUCCUGCGGCAGCUCCAUGGAAGCGGGGGGAUGGACUCUCAAUAAUAAAGAGAGUAGUAAUGGUGGUGGUGAUGACGUGGCGGAGGAGGGUUUCAUCAGUCUUUUGUUGUGUGAUUCGUCGACGGCGGCAGGUGGCGAUCAUCAAGAGCACGGAUGCAGCAGCGAGGUUAAUAAUAGCUCGGAGGUUAGUGGUGGUGGUGGUGGUGGUAGUGGUAACGAUAAGAAUAGUACUAAUAAGGAUUCGUCGGAGAACCACAGCGGGAGUACGACGACGACGACGGAGAAUGAGCAUGAGUAUUACGAGGACAAGAAUUACUGGAAUAGUAUUUUGAAUUUGGUCGACAGUACUUCUUCUCCGUCUCCUGAUGGUGAUGAUACUCCCAUGUUUUAG